GACAUACCUCUUUCCAAGCAGUUAAUCCUAGGACUUUGAGACUUGUUCCGUAAAUCCGUGGUCCCUCGAGUAUGCAACUGCCUCCAGAGUCCACGGUUAGGAGGAUUUACCGCGUCGGGGCUAAGGUAUAACCCGUCGACCGACUCUCGCAGUUCAGACCAUCAGUAAGGUACCGCAUGGUACAGCUAGGUUAACCCACUCGGAAAGCAGCGAUUACAGAGCAUUAUAUAAAGAGUGCCCCUCCCGCUAAGAACACUACCCUUUCCAGAUAAAUCCGGGGUGCCAGAUAUUAAAGACAGACAAGACGAGCAGACGGAAAGCUGCGAAAACCUCAAUUGGGCAACCGAAAAGAAAUUUGGACUCUUGCUGUUUCUCUCAUCUGGACCACGCAAAAUUAGCAAGUAACAAUGGCUCAAAUUACACCAGAGCUCCUGGAUCUCACGAUCGACAACAUCACACCCAACACUGUUCGCAUCAACUCGCAGUGCGACAAUGCGCGACUCAAGUACCUCAUGGAACGGCUGGUCAACCAUUUGCACGACUUUGCGCGGGAGACGCGGUUGAGCACCGACGAAUGGAUGACGGCGCUGAAUUUCCUCGUCGGCUGCGGACAGCUCAGCAGCGAAGUGCGGCAUGAGUUCAUUCUCCUCUCCGACAUCCUAGGCCUCUCCAUGCUCGUCGACGGCAUCAACCACCCCAAGCUGCCCGACACUACCGAAGGCUCCAUCUUGGGACCAUUCCAUACACACGAUGCGCCGACUCUAGAGAACGGAGCUAAUAUGUCGGGAGAUCCCGAGGGCGAACCGCUGCUGGUUUUGUGCACGGUCAAGGACCGACAAGGUAACCCCAUCUCCGGGGCCAAGAUUGACAUCUGGGAGACGGAUAGCAGUGGUCACUACGACGUGCAGCAUGAAGGUAGGACAGAAGCGAGCGAGCGCUGUGUCAUGGUCUCGGAUAAGGACGGCCGCUUCUUUUUCCAGGGAAUCAAGCCCGUGAGCUACCCAGUCCCCAAUGAUGGGCCGGUUGGAAAGCUGCUGUUGCUGCUUGGGCGUCAUUGCUGGCGGCCAGCGCAUCUACACUUCAUGUUCCAAAAGGAAGGCUGGGACCCCUUGAUCACCGCGCUCUAUAUCCGGGGAGACCCCUAUGAGAAAUCGGAUGCGGUUUUUGGUGUCAAGAAGAGUCUCAUUAUCGACCUCGAUAAGGUGGACAGGGCGACGGCGGAGGAAUACAGCAUCAAGGAGGGUAGCUGGUUACUGAAGCAGGACUUUGUGCUGGUGUCGGAGAAGGAGACGCAGAAGCUGCGGGACAAAAAUGCCGUCGAAGCCUUGGGAAAGCUGGGCCUGACUCAUCUGAAGCUUGUCGACCAUCUGCCGGUGCCAGAGCUGGACUAACGACUGUCGAGUUGUAUUGAAAAUUCAAGUCUUGUAAUUUCCAAUUCGUGACUCUGCGAUCAAGUAACUCGCGCGCUUCGGCACCGAAGCUGUAGCUCAACCGUGCCAGCCUGAAGUGUUCUCUUCGUAGAAUUGUGUUGGUGGACAGGGACAGGCUAGUCAGCUCCCAGUGACGUAUCGUGGACCCGCAUCCGGAGACUUGUGA
Messenger RNA from Colletotrichum phormii, 1596 nucleotides. RefSeq names its product dioxygenase. Lineage: Eukaryota; Fungi; Ascomycota; Sordariomycetes; Glomerellales; Glomerellaceae. Gene Ontology annotation, molecular function: catechol 1,2-dioxygenase activity; ferric iron binding. Bases 408 to 1391 code for a protein of 327 amino acids. The transcript has 3 exons. Gene Ontology annotation, biological process: catechol-containing compound metabolic process. The record is from RefSeq and is a predicted model, not a curated record.